UGGAAGACCUGCUUCAUCGACUAAGACAGACAGGUGCAGUUAGUGUUCUGCAUGACAACGCAGGCUUUGUAUCUAAAAUUAUUUUCGCUCGCAAUGAUAUGAUAGACUUGUAUCAUAAGUUUCCAGAAGUAGUUGGAAUUGAUUGUACCUAUAAAACGAAUAAGAUGGGAUGGCCUUUAUAUCAGUUUGUUGUGACUGAUGGAUUCGGAAGAGGAAGGACUGUUUUGUUUGCUCUGACUAGGAGAGAAAAGUUUGCAGAUAUCAAGGAGAUAUUGCAGACAUUUAAGAGAUUUAUGACUGAUACAUCAAAAACACUAACAUUCACUGUCGACUGUGCAACUGCACAGAUUAACGCUUUAAAGGAGGAAUUCCCUAGGUGCAGUAUUGUUUUAUGUCUUUUCCAUGUAUGCCAGGCAUUCCGAAGGAAGUUCCCAAAUAAACUUGUUAAAAAGUGGUUGUAUCGAAUGGCGCACACGCGCAGUUAUGACAGGUUUUGGACUUAUCUAAAUAUCAUUAGUGUUAUAGACGCUGAGGCUGGUGCUUACAUUAGAAGGUACUGGCUAAGAACAAGGAAAUAUUGGGCUGCAUCGUGCAACCGGUUCGCCAUCACCAUGGGGAACAACACUAACAACAGAGUUGAGAAUGCUCACAGACAGCUGAAGAGAUAUUUACGUAAAGGGGAUCCGCUGGAACUGACUUUAUGGAAAAUAUGGAAGUGGAUUGACCAUACAACGAUGCGUAAAAUACGUCAGGGCCAGUGGAUGCUUUGUAAAUACUACAAUUACGAUGUACAUACUUCCCUGCAGCCCAUAUUACGGCGUCUCACACCCUUUGCUGCCAAGAAAGUUUUCUUAGACUUGCAAAGGCGAUCCUUCUUCUUUCAUUCAAUAUCUCCCACUUCAGUUAUGUACGCAGAAGGUGGUCACAUCUUCUUCGUAAACAGGGAUGAGGCGAAAUGCACGUGUUGGACAUACUGUGCAUACAAUUUGCCAUGUGCUCAUGUCGUUGAGGCUUUCUUAAAUUCAUAUCUAACCUGUGGUAAGUUCUAUUUCCUUAAUUGUUACUCUUAGAUAUUCUGAGAAAUAGUGACAGGUGGACACGUCAGUAUAACACCACGGAGGACAUUCCACGAGCCAUCCGCCUAACACCGGAACCGAACAACGCCUUCAGAAAUGCUUAUGAACGUUUAAGACGUCGUCUCAACAUUCUGAACCAAAGAAAUCCGGAUGCUGCACUGCGGGAAGUAGCAGAGUUCACAAGAAGGUUGGACACUUUGCUAGCAAAUGAACCGCAAACAACUUUGAGAUUACGACGUGCCCCUGUUAAUCGAUCAUUUUUGUGAAAAUAUUUGCAUUACCUUAUUGUUUCCAUUUGUAUUCACAAUAUAAACAUCUAUGUCUAAACUGUGUUACACUUCCUUUCCCUUCAAAUGCCUGAGACCGACAGUUUAAAGCAUACUUUGGUUGAUUGUUUCCUGAUGAGAGCGCUUGGCAAGUCAGUUACAAAUUACACCGAUCUGUGCC
Messenger RNA from Trichobilharzia szidati, 1523 nucleotides. The record is from the annotation of a GenBank genome assembly. Lineage: Eukaryota; Metazoa; Platyhelminthes; Trematoda; Strigeidida; Schistosomatidae.